Messenger RNA from Aspergillus tanneri, 1101 nucleotides. RefSeq names its product intradiol ring-cleavage dioxygenase. The coding region runs from base 1 to 1101 and encodes 366 amino acids. The transcript is spliced from 5 exons. The record is from RefSeq and is a predicted model, not a curated record. Gene Ontology annotation, molecular function: ferric iron binding; oxidoreductase activity, acting on single donors with incorporation of molecular oxygen, incorporation of two atoms of oxygen. NCBI's taxonomy places the organism in Eukaryota, Fungi, Ascomycota, Eurotiomycetes, Eurotiales, Aspergillaceae.
AUGGUUCGAUUUGGUCCCACUUUUGUAGCAGGCUUAGCUGGCCUUGCUAGUAUUGCAGCUGCCCACCCCGGCCAUGAUGUUAAGGCUGAGGCCGCAGAGCGUGCUGCCUUCCUCAAGCGUGCUCCCCUUCACAGUCGCGGCCUUAGUCAUUGCACGGAGAAAUUGCAUGCUCGCGGACAUGAGGCCAGCAACGUCGCCCGUCGUGAGCUUACCGUUGAGAAGUUACGUCAUCGCAGAGGCUUGCGUCCCCGCGCCCUAUACCCUAGAGCGAGGGACUUCGACGCGACUAUCCCUAUACCCACCUCCCACCACUCCUCCCUGGAUGUUGACCAGACUGUCGACCCUGCAGUCCUAUUCGGGUCCAACGCAACUUGCAUCCUUGGACCUGAUACUACAGAGGGUCCAUAUUAUGUCUCCGGCGAGCUGAUCCGCAAGGAUGUCUCAGAGGAGCAGGCAGGUGUUCCCCUCUAUCUGGACUUCCAGAUUAUCGACACCAGCACCUGUGAUCCGCUCCCGAACAUCUAUCUGGACAUCUGGCACUGCAACGCAACUGGUGUCUACUCUGGCGUACUCGCCCGUGGAAACGGCGACAGCAACGAUGUCUCCCUCCUGGACGCUACCUUCCUGCGUGGUAUCCAGAAGACUGACAAAACCGGUGUCGUGCAAUUUGAGUCCAUUUUCCCUGGCCACUACACCGGUCGUACCCAUCAUAUCCACGUCCUCUCCCACCCCGGCAACAGCACCACGGUUAACCCGAACGGCACAAUCUCCGGCUUGUUCAACCCACAUGCCUCCUACGUCGGCCAGACCUUCUUCGACCAGGACCUGAUCUACAAAGUUGAGGCACUCGAUACCUACGCUGCCAACAAGCAGCCUCUGACCACAAACGAUGAGGACGGCAUUCUCGCUGGGGAAGCCAAGGUCAUUGAUCCUUUCAUGCAAUACGUGUAUCUUGGUGACCGUAUCGAAGAUGGUCUUUUUGCUUGGAUCUCCCUGGGUAUUGAUGCCUCUAGGGAGAGCAACGUCCGGGCUGGUGCUUACUACACCGAGAACGGUGGUGUUGAGGACAACUUACCUGGCGGCGGCCCUCCCCCUGCCUAG